GACCCAUUCACUCUCUCAAUCCUCGCCAUUUUCUUCCUUCAGUCAUUCCUUCAUCAUGCACUUUUUCAUUCUAAGCACUUUAUUUGUUAGCGUUUUUGCCUCUCCUUUAUUUGGUCAGGGCGAGCAGAAGGUCUUGCAGGAGUCUGGAUUAUUCUGCGAUAAUGCACUUUUCCGUGCGGCCAAGGAACCGCGAGCUGCGUCGGCCUACUGUUCAGCAUUCUUGAAUAUUCCCACAAUUACAGUCAGCAAGACAAUAGAUCGCGUCAUCAAGACAGCGACCAAGACGACUUCGACAAGGACCUACUUGGCAUAUCCGGUAACCACGAGGGUCGCACAAACAAUUACUCUGUUGGAAGGUGUCACCAAAACUAGCACGAUCACGGUUACAACAAGCAUAUCAACAACCACCACUCUACAGCCACUUACAUCCUGCCCUAUAGCGCCCGCCACGUGUGAUAAGGGGAGGAGCAUCAAUACCGCCCCACCUCUCGAAUCUAGGCCAGCAUGCUUCACGGCCUAUAGCGCUCUUGCGAAUCUGAGUGCAGCCUGUAAAUGCUUGAGCGUGCCUGCGGGGACUAUCACGAAGACCAUAACGAAAUCUGGUGCUCCAACAUCGACAAUCACUAUCACUGCGGCUGGAAAGCAGACUCGUCGGCUUACCAGAACCAUGACAACGGCCACAGUUACGAUCACUCCAACACAUGGGGCUACGGUGACCAAAUCAAUUUCUGCUGUGGAAACUGAAGUCAUCCACGGACCUUUCAAGAUUGCCUCUGGGCCAGAUUAUCGAUUGAACCCAGAAAACGGAUGGGCGUGGUCCUACGAAGCUCUUAGUCAUGAUGUGCAAGCAUCAUUUGGUGGCGAGGCGGACUGCUCUUCGUCGUAUUUUGCACUCAACGGCACUAGGCUCGUCUCGCAAUACUUUGACAACGUCGCGGACUUCCCACCCUACUCCCUCGUUGGGAAUGUGAAAGUCGAGGCUGGAAAUAAUGCCAAUGCGGUACAUUUCACGUCGGCCGAAAAGCUGACGGACGACCGCGUACCACUGAGCUGCACGUUCGAGCGUAGCAUGGACGAAGCGAAUCCGCAUGCUGCUUGUCCGCUGACAUGCACAUAUGCUGGAGCUGCAGGGGGUCGAUCUACGCAGAGAGAAGGUAAAAAGUGGUACUUGGGAGGCGAGGAAGGGGGCUUUAGCAGUUUUACGAUGUAUGCUUACCAGUACAACUGGGGGUAG
Cercospora beticola is the source of this 1234-nucleotide messenger RNA. RefSeq lists its product as uncharacterized. NCBI's taxonomy places the organism in Eukaryota, Fungi, Ascomycota, Dothideomycetes, Mycosphaerellales, Mycosphaerellaceae. The record is from RefSeq and is a predicted model, not a curated record.